AUGGACCGGCAGAGCGGCUAUCGGGAAAGGUCGGAGAAAGGCGGUGCAACAGGGGCUCAAGGAUGGAAAGGCAAGUUGAAAGGCAAGGGCAAGAGCAAGGGUGACUGGAGAAAGGGCCAAGUAGCACCUUUGAAUCUUCCAACAGCGAAGUGGCCUGAACUCUGUGCUGCAGCCUCAUACUGCUAUGCCUUGAAGGAUCCUCAUUUCGAAGUCUUGUCACCUGCUUGUCACUGUCGCUGGUUCAAGCACGAUCCAUGUGCGCUAAAGCUGACGAACCUGAGAUUUGAAGCGUUGAAGGAGAUGCAGAGGUUGUCAGGAGGCUUCGAAGUGACUGUCGGUCUCUUGGCCUCUCUGGGUGCCACGGAGCCGGGUGCCGUGCUACGCUGGGCGAAGUCACUGGAGCCGCAUCAGGGAGAGCUUCUUGGUGCUUUGCUGGUCUUGAAGUCUGCGGAACUUCACCUGGGCGCGAGGAGCUCCGCGGAGGCCGAAGAGAUGUGCCGACGCUGCGAAGCGCUGACGGCGAAGAGUUCCGAGGUGCUGGAACUCAUGGGGAGACAAAAGCUUGAAGAGAUCUUGGGGCAAACUUUUGGUGUCAUCAAAGGCCUUUGGUCCUUUUUCGAGCUGUGGGAGCGGCUUCUGCCAUCCAAAGUGCUUUGUCCCCUCAGUGACACGGGCGCAAUCUUUUGUACUCGAUUCUUCUUGGUGGACUUGGCAACUGCCGCGUGGUCCCCUUAUGAGAUUGACGAGUGCUAUCCCCUUUUCAUCAAAAGCAACCAGGUAUAUAUGGGGCAACUCCCGCGUGGCUUUGCCCGCGAGACCACGGACGGAAUGCGUCAAGGUCAUCAGCUGGAGGCCGCGUGGGUCUUGAACUCUCAUUUGGAAGAAGAAAAGAUCUUGAUGUCUUUCCAGCUUCCCUGUGGCCAACAUGUCAUCUAUGCUGCUGCGCCGGAUGCGAUCGACCCUAGAAAAUGUACCGAGAGAAUCGGUUCCGAGCCGCUGGAGAGGGAAGAAGACUUCUUAAAGGCUGGAUACGAAGCUGGGCCACCGUUUUCCUACCCCACUGAUGCCAAGAAGCAGUGCCGCAUUUGGCGAUCGCAGCGUGCCUCAGCUGUUGAUGUCCCAUUGGAUGCAUACGUCGAAAUCAAGAAGACCACGCACUUGAAUGGAUUAAAUGGUAGCUACAAGCUCUUGAAGUACUGGCUACAGGCGGCUCUGGUGAAAGCUGGCGCCGUUUGCGUGGCUUUUGCAGAUGACACGGGGGACGUGUCCCACACAGAGACCUUCACAAUGCAUCGCAUUGAAAAAGAACUUCAGGAGCGCUUUCAAGACCGGGACCUGCUGAGCAAGGUGUGGGCCUCUUUGUACAGUUCCUUGCAGCACCUCCCUGCCGCCACGUCCCAUGACACGCGCCGCACGCUGCGCUUGCGGAAACGCCGGGGUUAUGGAGAGCAGACGCAGGUACAGCUGGAGGAGGGUUGGGGAGAGAUGGCCUCUGCAAUGGAAGAGGAUCCCUUUGAGCAGCGGGCGGUGCAGUUGUUCACACCUGAAGUCCCCUAG
This is a messenger RNA of Durusdinium trenchii, 1557 nucleotides long. The record is from the annotation of a GenBank genome assembly. Lineage: Eukaryota; Dinophyceae; Suessiales; Symbiodiniaceae.